Molecule: messenger RNA, 1737 nt
Organism: Histoplasma capsulatum G186AR
Lineage: Eukaryota; Fungi; Ascomycota; Eurotiomycetes; Onygenales; Ajellomycetaceae
Product: F-box domain-containing protein
Exons: 3
Coding region: 1-1737 (578 amino acids)
Molecular function (GO): protein binding; DNA binding
Source: RefSeq, a predicted model, not a curated record
AUGGCGCGGGCAACCCCGCCUACCCUUGAAAGCCUCCCAGACGAAGUUCUGCACAGCAUCCUUUGCUACUCACCCGCAAGGACAGCACUAGCCCUGGAGCGCACAUCUCGCCGUUUCAAAAGCGCAACAAACGUCCCUCUCCUCUGGCGCCUGCACUGCCAGAACGAUUUCAAAUUUUGGGACCAGCGACAUGAGCUCGCGCGACGAUUGGUUGAGCCUGUCGGCUCCGUGGACUGGAAGGCGCUCUACGCGCUUCGGCGCCGGAUUGAUAUCAGCACAACGCAGAUUCUGGAUAGCAUUGUUAAAAACCAGACAGGGAGGAUUGAAAAGACGCAUCACAUCGUGGAGUUUGGGUAUGAUGCGAAGGACACGUUGUUGCGGCAUGCGAGGGCUGGGGAGGAGUGGGAAGAUCAUUUAGCAAGACGGUGGGAUUUAAAUACAUUUCCUCCCCUUUCCCCCUUUCCCCCUUCCCUCCUUCUCAGAACCUGGUUAUUUACGGAGAAGGGUAUUGAUCUGGGUUGCAUAAAUAGAUACCAUAGCAACGCUAUUCUCGGUUGUCUUCAUCGGACAAUGGCCAUACCGGUAUGGAAUAGACUGAGAAAUAAUGAAGAUGUCUCGCUGGAGCGCGCUCUGGGGGCGUUUGACAUGUUCGUUUUGGAAGAUGGACCGGGGGAUUUUAACGAUAUCUCAGAUUGUCUUGAGAGUAUCGUAACUCAGUUGUCGACUGAAUGUUUGGAGAUCAUGGAGCUAAGCCCACGGAAUAGAGCGACAAGGAUAGCUAAGUAUCUACGGGAGCAUGAUCUCACGGGUAUCGACUCAAGCCGAGAGUAUUACAACAUCGAGCACAACUUUAUAGGUUUGGCGUUAAGGAAUCCCGGUCAUAAUUCUUUACCUCUCAUUUCUUCAGCUAUAUACUGUUACGUUGCACGGCGAUUUGAUCUUGAUGCUCAUCCGUGUGGAUUUCCAUUCCAUGUACAUGUGAUAAUUCACCCUGCUGAUGGCCACGAUAUGGAUGGCAACCUGCUCGAGGAUCCAGGCCAGCCUGGUGAUCCCAUGUACAUGGACCCGUUCCGCUCAACGGAUGAAACGCGGGUAACUGAACUCCAGGAACAACUGAGCUUCCUGGGGGCCUUGACGCUGUCGCGGUCGACGUUUUUACGCGAAUCCCUGGUGCAGAAUAUAGUGCUUCGCUGCAGCAAGAAUAUUAUAAACUCAGUCUUUCAAACCCCGCGCAUUCGCGACACCUGCCUUGACUCCGCCAGCGUGAAGUACGCCGCACUUUGGUCCUCCAUUCUUUUCGCGGAAUAUGCAAACCACGACGCCCAGUCACCGGGCGUUUUACCACCGCGGGAGGCUGGCCAUGCUCCCAUGCGACGGCAUCUGCCAUCGUUGAUGGAUAACGUUGCUUCCGAUUUUCAAUCGGAUGUUUACCUCAUCGAGGAGUACUUGAUACCGCUGUUUGCGGAUCUACCGGAGUAUGCUCCGCUGCAAGAGAGUGUCCGCGUUCUGCGUGCCGGUGAUGAGAUCCCGAAACAGGUACGGAGACGCACUCCAGAGCAUAAGAAUAUAAAAUAUAAGAUCGGGCAGGUGUUCCGACAUCGUCGUUACGACUAUGUUGCUGUUAUAACUGGCUGGGACGCCGAGUGCGGAGCUGGAGAGCAGUGGAUGCAAAGGAUGGGAAUCGAUCGGUUACGGGCUGGCAGACACCAAAGUUUCUACCAUGUUCUAAAUUUCUGA